Salvia miltiorrhiza (redroot sage) is the source of this 2197-nucleotide messenger RNA. RefSeq names its product hsp70-Hsp90 organizing protein 3-like. NCBI's taxonomy places the organism in Eukaryota, Viridiplantae, Streptophyta, Magnoliopsida, Lamiales, Lamiaceae. Gene Ontology annotation, molecular function: Hsp90 protein binding. The coding region runs from base 230 to 1966 and encodes 578 amino acids. The transcript is spliced from 7 exons. The record is from RefSeq and is a predicted model, not a curated record.
CUGUUGAUCCUUUUGAUAAUUGUUAGUACAAUAGAUUAAUCUGGAUGCAAAAUAUGGCAAGACGUAACCCAAUGCAAGCGUCGUAGAUGCACCCGAAUGGGCUCGUCUUCUCCCGAAGGUUCGAGAAACCCUUCACCUUCCACCAAAACUCCUUGAAAUCUCCCGUCAUCUCUCCUUCCCAAUCUCAUUCAUAGAUUACACCUUAAUCUCCAACAUUCCGAAAUUCCCAAUGGCCGACGAAGCCAAAGCCAAAGGCAACGCCGCCUUCUCCGCGGGCAAGUUUGACGACGCCGUCCGCCACUUCACCGACGCGAUCAACUUAGCCCCCACUAACCACGUCCUCUACUCCAACCGCUCCGCCGCCUACGCCUCUCUCAAUAGAUUCUCCGACGCCCUCUCCGACGCGCAGAAGACCGUCGACCUCAAGCCCGACUGGCCCAAGGGCUACUCCCGCCUCGGCGCCGCGCACAUGGGCCUCCACAGCUACGCCGACGCCGUUUCCGCCUACAAAAAGGGCCUCGAAAUCGACCCCAGCAACGAUGGCCUGAAAUCAGGCCUCGCCGACGCGGAGAACGCUCUGGCCCGGAGCUCGCGGCCCGGGUCUGGGGGAAGUCCCUUCGGAGAGGCUUUCGGGCCGGAGAUGUGGGUGAGGCUGGCGAGUGAUCCCAGCACGCGGGAGUAUCUCCAGCAGCCUGAUUUCGUGAAGAUGAUGCAGGAUAUGCAGAAGAACCCCAACAAUUUGAACUUGUAUUUGAAGGAUCAGAGGGUUAUGCAGGCGCUGGGGGUUUUGUUGAACAUAAAGUUUCAGGCGAGAGAGGAUACGGAGAUGGCGUCUAAUGGAUCGCCGGAGAGGAAGAGGCCUGCAGAGGCUGAUCCUGUGAAGGAGGAGAAGAGGCCGGAGAGGGAGCCGGAGACGGAGCCUGAACCAAUGGAUGUAUCGGAGGAGGAGAGGGAGAAGAGGGAGAGAAAAGCGCAGGCUCAGAAGGAGAAGGAAGCUGGGAAUGCUGCUUAUAAGAAGAAGGAUUUUGAGACUGCGAUUCAGCAUUACUCGAAGGCGGUGGAGCUCGAUGAUGAGGACAUCUCUUUCCUCACUAAUCGUGCUGCUGUUUACUUGGAGAUGGGCAAGUAUGAGGACUGCAUUAAAGAUUGUGAAAAAGCUGUUGAGAGGGGCAGAGAACUGAGGUCGGAUUUCAAGAUGAUAGCUCGGGCUUUGACAAGAAAGGGAACUGCUUUGGUGAAGAUGGCCAAGUGUUCGAAGGACUAUGAACCUGCAAUCGAUACUUUCCACAAAGCCCUCACUGAGCAUCGCAACCCAGACACACUGAAAAAGCUCAAUGAUGCAGAGAAAGCAAAGAAAGAUCUAGAGCAACAAGAGUACUACGAUCCAAAACUAGCUGAUGAGGAGCGUGAGAAAGGCAACCAGUACUUUAAGGAGCAGAAGUACCCGGAGGCUAUCAAGCACUACACUGAAGCUUUAAAGAGGAAUCCAAAAGAUCCAAAGGCGUACAGCAACAGAGCCGCUUCCUACACUAAACUUGGGGCUAUGCCUGAGGGACUCAAGGAUGCUGAAAAAUGCAUUGAACUUGAUCCAACCUUUACGAAAGGUUAUACAAGGAAGGGCGCUGUUCAAUUCUUCAUGAAGGAGUAUGAUAAAGCGUUGGAGACAUACCAGGAGGGUCUAAAGCAUGAUCCCAACAACCAGGAAUUGCUAGAUGGAGUCAGGAGAUGUGUAGAGCAGAUAAACAAGGCUAGUCGCGGAGAUUUUAGUCCUGAUGAAUUGAAAGAGAGACAGGCCAAGGCGAUGCAAGAUCCCGAGAUCCAAAACAUCCUGACAGAUCCGGUGAUGAGACAGGUACUGACGGACUUGCAGGAGAAUCCAAAGGCGGCUCAAGACCACAUGAAGAACCCUCUGGUGAUGAACAAAAUACAGAAACUUGUGAGUGCAGGAAUUGUACAAGUCAAAUAGGUUGUAAGUGUCAUAUUUUUGGUGGCCUCGUGAGUUUGCGACCAACUUUGCUGGGAAAGUGAACCCACAUUGUUUGGAUGGAGAUUAUCUACAUUUCUUCUGAUUUGGCAAUCAUGUGAGCUUGUUUCUAUUGACACGUCAUUGUACUGCUUUCACAUUUCCAGCCAUUACAACACUUAUUACAUCGCUAAUUAGUGUUGUAUAUAGAAGCAUGGUUCAUGGGUUCCUUCA